Rhea pennata is the source of this 1665-nucleotide messenger RNA. RefSeq names its product mitochondrial inner membrane protein MPV17 (gene MPV17). The coding region runs from base 17 to 613 and encodes 198 amino acids. Gene Ontology annotation, cellular component: mitochondrion; membrane; cytoplasm. NCBI's taxonomy places the organism in Eukaryota, Metazoa, Chordata, Aves, Rheiformes, Rheidae. The transcript has 7 exons. The record is from RefSeq and is a predicted model, not a curated record. Gene Ontology annotation, biological process: cellular response to reactive oxygen species.
GGGGGGUCGCGGCGCUAUGGCCGCACUGUGCAGAGGCUACGGGCGGCUGCUGGCGCGGCGGCCGCGGGCCGCGCAGGCCCUCACGGCCGGGGCCCUCAUGGGAGCUGGCGACGUGAUUGCGCAGCAGCUGGUGGAGCGGAAGGGCCUGCGUGGGCACCAGGGCCGCCGCACUGUGAAGAUGAUGGCCAUCGGCUUCUGCUUCGUGGGUCCCGUCCUGGGCAGCUGGUACAAGGUCCUGGAUCGGCUCAUCCCAGGAGCCACAAAAGCCGUGGCUGUGAAGAAGAUGGUUCUGGACCAGGGAGGCUUUGCACCGUGCUUCCUUGGCUGCUUCCUUGCCAUCGCGGGGGCAAUGAAUGGCCUGUCAGUGCAGGAAAACUGGUCCAAGAUCCAGCAGGACUACGUGGAUGCCCUGCUCACCAACUACUGUGUAAGUGCUGGCGACAGCGGGAGCCCAAGUUGGCCCCACACGUGUCUGUCUCCAGAGCUCCCAAUCUGGCCGCCGGUGCAAAUUGCAAACUUCUACUUUGUCCCUCUGAACCACAGGCUGGCUGUCGUCCAGUGCGUUGCCAUCGUCUGGAACUGCUACCUGUCCUGGAAAGCAAAUCGGAUGUAAGAGGAGAGGCCCCAUCCCGUGACUGCCCGUCUGCUCAUGUGCUGUGUGACUCUGCACUGCAUCCAGAGCCCGUGAAGCAGGUGUCCCUGGGCCACGGACGGGAAUGGGGGAUCUGGCUGCCCGGUGUGCUGGGCAGUAUCCGUCCAGCUCUCUCCUUGGGAGCCCCCAUCUGCCACUCCAGCUGUCAUUGCUCCUGGGGACGUGGGGAAGUAAAGCUGCAGCCUUGUCUGUCCCGAGCCAGGCCAGUGCCGGGGGCUGCUCUGGGCCUGGGCACUGGCCCUGAGAGCAGCGCGGUGCCCUGGGCUGAGCCCCAUGCCCCCUGCUGCCACCUGCUCCCCCAGAGCAGUGGGGUCCCCUGCUGCUCUCUGCUCUCACCCUGGCCGCAGGCAGCUCAGCGUGGGCAGGCCGGGGGUGGCUGAGGGCUGGGGCCUGUGGGACUGCUCCCGCAGCAGGCAGGUUGAGCCACGAGGGCCGCGUCGAGCGGAGCUGAGCCUGGUGUCUAACCCUCACGCAGCAGGAGCCCCCGAAGGCUCCUGCCUUCCUGCCGUCUCAGAGGUUGGCCCUCAAAUCCUGCAUGGCACUAGCCCGGGUGGUUCCUGGAAGGAGUCCUGUGUGUCCAGGCCCAGCAUGGCCUGGCUGCUCCUGGAUCCUGCUGGUGCCAUGGGGCAACUCUGCCCCUCGAGGCAUUUCUCUGUCCUCCUUGCUCACUCCUCUCCCUGGCCCUGCGCUCCUAGGGUGUUUCUGCCCUGCAGAUGUGGUCCCUCCUUUUCCAGUGGCAGAUCCCAGGAGACGGCGAGCACUGCAGUCCUGGUGCAGCUGCCUGGCACUUUGUACCAAGGGUGAGGCAUGGCCCGAGCUCGGUGUUGCGCUCAACAGCUGGGGUUAAUGCAGCUGAGGAGCUGGCUGUCCAGCGUGCCCCAGCCUCUACCGGAGCACUGCCACAGGCCGGUUAUACUUUGCAUGAGUACGGUUGUGCUUUGCAGUGAAAGUAUGUUUUCUUUGUGACUCUGCUGCUGGCAGUUGGAGGACCCAAUAAACAAGGUUGUUCCCUA